Mauremys reevesii (Reeves's turtle) is the source of this 3128-nucleotide messenger RNA. RefSeq lists its product as uncharacterized. Lineage: Eukaryota; Metazoa; Chordata; Testudines; Geoemydidae. The record is from RefSeq and is a predicted model, not a curated record.
CCAGCCACAGCAGCAGCAGGGAGUGUAGCGUCUCCACCCCCAGUGCGCGUCCAGACCGUCCUCCCCAGCAUGUUUGACGCGGGAGUGGGGAUCAUGCAGAGCUGGUUCUGUGCCUGCUGGGACAGCUCCUGGGUGUUGUACACCUGCGUCCUUCUGGUCCUGGUCAUCUGGGUGGCCAUGGCGACGCAGCACAGCUUCUCCUGGAGAAGCAGGAUGGCUCUUCUGGUCUGCAGGCUCCGGCGGAGGGGGACAGAGGACGAGGGAGAAGGUGCAAAGAAGCAGCGGGUGAAGCAGCUGCGUGACCGGCUGUGGUGGGACCCCCCACGCCGCGCUCACCGAGCCGCCAGGCGCCGCUCCAUCCGCCAGCUACUAUGUGACAACUCAGACUGUGCCCUGUGCUACGAGGCGGCCCGGCAAGCCGAGCGGCUGGUAUACACCGAUAGGGCCAGCGCAUGGGUCCCUGCUGGGCCAGGGUCACCUCCUGCUCCCGCCUCCCGCUCCAAAGGGAGAAACCUGCUCGGUAGAGGCCUGGAUGUGCUGCAGUGGUGCCGCUCUAGGACAUCUAUAGGCGACCAGGUCCUCCCACCGGCACAGGGCCCCUUCCCACCCAGCAAGUCCCGCUCCCCUCCCGAGCGCCAGGCAGGCAGCCGGAAAACGGAGUGCCGCCCGCCGAGGGAGGAUGAGGAGAGGCUGUCCCGCCCACAGCAGGCCAAAGGCUCCUCCACAGAGCAGGACGAAUGUCUCUUCUGCUCCUCUCUCUGGGCUGAGACUCUCCUUCGCGGGCAAGAGCAGGCCCAGAGCUCCUCUUCUCUCCAGCACGAGCCGCCCCUACUCGCUUGGGAGCUGAGAACUGGGUCGAGCCAGCACGAGCCAUUUCUUCCCAGGCAUGAGGAGUACCCCGGCCCCACUCCUGCCCAGCAUGAGCCCUUCCCUCCAAGCCAAGCGGAACAUGGCUGGGUCGGGAGUUUCCUGCACAGAGGCAGAGCAAGGAGCCCCCAGGCCGCUCCCCAGAGGCAUGUGCAUCGCCCCGAUUGGAUGCCGUUUCUGGCCAAGUCCUCAGGCGGGACCAGGAUGUCAGGGCGGGAGGCCAAACGCCAGCGAGACCAAGAAAGCAUGGCACCCAGGGCCACGGGGGAAGCUCCGAUGUCUCUAGCUGGGAAACCCCUGGCGCGGGUCAGCCCUGGAGCCCUGCGUGUGCCCGGCAGGCUCGAAUUGGCCGAAGCGGAGACCCCCUUCCUCCAGCGCGACGUCAGGGAGAGUCUCGAGCAGCACGUCCAGGUAAAGAGGCUGCAGCACACCCUGGGGCUGCCCUGCACCCUGCAGAGCGCUUUGAAGAUCUUCAUGUCCCCAGCACCGAAACGCAUCGCACGCAAACCCUCGGGGGCAGGCAGGGUGGUGACGAUGCCACAGGCCCUGCCCUUCCUGAGCGUCGGCUCCAGGACAGAGCUGGAGCGGCAUCUGCAAAGGAUGGUGCAUCUUAAGAGAUGGGGGCUGCCCAGGAGGAUCCAGGAGUCCUUGAGGAUGCUGAUGCCAGCCACACCUCCACACCCCCGGCUCGGCCCCCUGCCGUCUGGGAGAUGGGCUCCAAGGGGGCCAGGCCCAGUGACGAGUGCAGCCCAGACGCCCGGCCUCAGAGCUAGAGCCCCAGCCCAGGCCUCCCAGGGCCCCGCCAGAGCGUCCAAAUCCGCACCCGGCUCGCACUGCUGCAGAGACACCCGGGAGAUGCAAGGGCACAUUGCCAGGAAGGGCUUGGAAAUCAGACUAGGCGCGCUGCCUGCCGUGCUGAGGAGCUCUCAGAAAAUGGCUGCCCUGGGGUGCAGAGACCUGCUCCUGCCUAAACUGAUCCCCCCAGGCUGCAAGGCCCCCCUGGCCCGCCACCAGCUCUGCCCCCUGCUCAGCUGCAAGGCGGGCAGCGUGGAGCUCAACGUGAGGCACAAGCACAUCCAGUACCUCUGGGCUCUCCCCACCCUGUACGCGGAGUCCCUGGCCAAGAUGGUGCCCUGCCCGCCCGUGCCACCCACCCCCCUGCUGCCCCUGGGUGUGGCCAUCGAGUUCUACCCCCUGGAGACACCCUUCAUGGCCCCCGAGGGCCGGGAGUUGCUGGAGAGGCAUGUCCUGAGGAAGCGGCUGCAGCACGAAUGGGGCCUGCUGGGCCUGGUGCGGCGAUCGCUGAGGUGUUUCAUGCCACCCCUGACCACGCGCCCCAGGUCCAAGGGGAGCGACUGGCGGCAGCCAUGGAGCUCCGUGUCAGCAGCGGGGCCCCUCCCAUCCUUCUGGCCACCAAGAGGGAGCUGGAAGCCCACAUCCGGCGGAGGAUGGCCGAGAGGAGGUGGGGGCUCCCCAGGAGGGUGCAGGAGUCCCUGCGGGGCUUCAUGCCCCCCACGACCGCAGCUCCGGGGACACAUCCAGACACGCAAGGCAGAAGGGCCAGCCGGCCACUCAGGGGGCUGUCAGCGAGAAGGGCUCCAAGAGAAUCACCCUCCAGGGUGGCACCCCUGGGCCCCACAGCGGUGGCUGUUCCUUAGCCGGGCCCCUGGGAACUGCAUGGCGCCAGCCCCUCAGCCGGGACACAUGCCACCAGCUGCUGGAGAGACAUUUGACAAGGAAAAACAUAGAGAUUCGUCUGGGCCUGAUCCCCCGCAGGGCCCAACACUCACAGGAAGCCGCCCGCCGGGUGGGAAAGCUCCCCUUGCCCCAGCUGAUUCGGCCAGGCCAGAGAUCCCUGGAGCUGCGGCCCCGGGAGCUGCUCUUCCUGGAGCAGGCGGCCUCGGAUCACCUGGAGCUCAACCUUCUCCACAAGCACCUGAGCUUCAGGUGGGGGCUGGCCCCUCGCCCGCCCCGCCGCCCGUCAGCUCCCACGCAGCUGGGACCAAGUUCACGGAGCAGGAGCUGCCCUUCCUCCCACCGGGAGCCCGGGAGGAGCUGGAGCUCCACGUGAGGAAGAAGAGGCUGCAGCACGAGUGGGGGCUGCCUCUGAUCAUCCAGAAAUCCAUGCGGGGCCUGAUGGCAGCUCCCCCCGGCCCCAGCCAGCCCAAGGCCCCUCCGUCGGCCGACAGGGACGUGGCCAUUCUCCAGCCUGAGCUGUCCUUCCUCAGUGAGGGCAGCAGAUGAGAGCUGGAGCUCAACCU